UUCGCUUUGUACAAACGCGCAACGGCCACAGUUGGAUGGUAAGUGGUAACCGGUUUUAUAAAGCCCCAUCUGUGGUUUUCUGUUACCCCUUCGUCGUCGAGGAGCCGGUGCUUCGAUCCUUUUGCACCGGUCGCUCCUUCUCUUCGGAACAGGUCUCUUUUAAUCGACCGAGCCCCUGUAACCUACCUUUUUUGAUUGAAGAAUUCCAAAAAUCCUUCCCUAGGAAUCUGGCAAGACCUAUGGCAAAUGGCCUCUGAAUCGAAUCCGAGUCAGACACCAACUCCUAAAGCCGAUCCGUGCAAAACCCUAGGCCGUAAGCUCCUCAUCAACCAUUCCGAGUUCGUGAGACUUAUCAUAUCAUCUCUCUAUUCCCUUGGCUACCACAGGGCCGCCUCCUCGCUCGAGCUCGAGUCUGGGAUUCCUCUUGACUUUCCGGAGUACAACUCUCUCCUUUUUCACGUCCUUUCUGGUCGAUGGAACGACUGCAUUCUUACCAUCGACUCAAUCAGCAACCUUGAUGACAGGAUCCGGUCAGCCGCUGCUUUCCUCAUUUGGCGCGAGCAUUUCCUGGAGCUCCUCGGCUCCGGCAACGGUUUGUUGUCGGCUAUUGAUGUUCUCCGAAAGCGCAUCUCUCCGCUGGAGUUGGACGGAAGGAGGUUGCAUGGGCUGGCGCGUGCAAUGGUUUCGCUGGAAGGCGUGGUGACUAUGGAGAACAAAAUUCGGAGGAGGAUUGGGUUGCUGCUGGAUCUGGUGGAAGUGUUGCCUCCUUGGUUUAGGAUUCCUUGUGGGAGGCUAGAACAAUUGGUGGAGGCGGCAGUGACAAAGCAGAUGGAGUCUUGUAUGUAUCAUAAUACACCAGAGGAGGCCUCCUUGUACGAGGAUCAUGAGUGCAGUCUGGAGCAUAUUCCUUGUAAGUGCAGCCAGACAUUAUAUGACCAUAGAAAUGAAGUUUGGUUCGUGCAAUUCUCAAAUAGUGGGGAGUACCUAGCAUCAUCGUCGAGUGAUUGCACAGCCAUCAUUUGGAAG
This is a messenger RNA of Dendrobium catenatum, 1026 nucleotides long. Its product is annotated as WD repeat-containing protein WDS homolog. Gene Ontology annotation, molecular function: protein binding. The record is from RefSeq and is a predicted model, not a curated record. NCBI's taxonomy places the organism in Eukaryota, Viridiplantae, Streptophyta, Magnoliopsida, Asparagales, Orchidaceae.